CAUGUGACUCACCAUCGCCGAAAGCUGUUUUGGUUCCAUUUUCAGAGAGAUCUACACCAUUUGUGAACUGAUAUCAAGCUUUCUUCACCACCCAUUAACUUGUUAGAUCUUUCGCUUGUUCGCCGUUUUAUGAUUAUUGUUCAUCUGCAUUUGUUUAUCGGUUUUCUAGUUAUGAACUUACCAAGCUUUUCAGGGUUUUAGUUCGCGGGAUGUAUUUCUUAUAAUCGGAUUUUCUUGCAUUAGGGUUUCUGUUUGAACAGGAAGCAACAAUUGGCUGAUUUUCGGGGAAAAUCAGUUCCUUUCAUUUUUAUUCUGAAGGAAAAUAUUGGUUGGGUUACCUCUGUAAAUGGAGAAGGACAAGUCUCCAAACCUCGGUGGGAGUUUGUUGCCUCCUUCUGGGAGGCAUUUGGUGUAUUCGCCACCGUCUGGAAAUAAUUUGAGUGUCAAAUCGGAGCCAUCAGGGUCAACUACAUUGCCUCCGAUUGGACCUGGCAGUGGCACUACUGAACCUGUUCGAUUUGGUGGUCAAGGGAGUUGUGAUUCUAGCCGUUUCAGUCAUGAUGUUAGCAGAAUGCCUGAUAACCCACCCAAGACUUUGGGUCAUCGACGGGCCCACUCUGAAAUUCUCACUCUACCAGAUGAUAUUAGUUUUGAUAGUGAUCUUGGUGUAGUGGGUGGCUUUGAUGGACCUUCGUUCUCUGAUGAGACCGAAGAAGAUCUGUUUUCUAUGUACCUUGACAUGGAUAAGUUCAAUUCUUCAUCUGCAACAUCUACCUUUCAAGCGGGUGAAUCAUCUUCAUCUGCAGUGCAAGUUUCAGCAGCUUUGACAUCCCUGCCUGAGAACCUUGUCCCCAGCUCCAGUGAAAGGCCGAGGGUUAGACAUCAGCAUAGUCAGUCCAUGGAUGGGUUUACCACAAUUAAGCCGGAAAUGCUCACCUCUGGUCCAGAAGAAACAUCACCAUCUGAUAAGAAAGCCAUCUCUGCUGCCAAGCUUGCUGAGCUUGCUCUUGUAGAUCCAAAGAGGGCAAAAAGGGUAUUGGCAAAUAGGCAGUCUGCUGCAAGGUCAAAGGAGAGAAAGAUGAGAUACAUAGCGGAGCUUGAAAGGAAAGUUCAGACACUGCAAACAGAAGCAACAUCACUGUCUGCUCAACUUAUCCUUUUACAGAGAGAUACAAGUUGCCUGACAGCUGAAAACAGUGAAUUGAGGGUGCGUUUACAAACCAUGGAGCAACAGGUUCACUUGCAAGAUGCUUUAAACGAUGCACUGAAGGAGGAGAUCCAGCAUCUGAAAGCCCUUACAGGUCAGAACCUUGUGAACGGUGGAACAAUGAUGAACUUCCCUCCGUCUUUUGGAUCAAACCAGCAGUUUUACCCCAACAACCAAGCCGUCCACACAAUGUUAACUGCACAACAGUUUCAACAACUCCAGAUACAGUCCCAUAAGCAGCAACAACAGUUUCAGCAGCAACAGAUCCAGCAACUUCAGCAGCAGCAACUCCACCACCAUCAGCAGCAGCAGCAGCAGCAGCAGCAACUUCACCAUCAUCAGCAGGAACAGCAUUUGUCGGAAAGUGGUGACCUGAAAACAAGAAGCUCCAUGUCAUCUUUGAGCUUAAAAGAACAUGGUUUGGAUGUCAACCCCCAUGCAUCCAAUGAUUGAGUAAAUAAGUUUGGUUUGGAUGGUUAGUUAUUGUGCAAAAAUCGUGGUUAAUAUCUGUCCGAUAGAAUAGCUUUUGUUUAUAUGCAUCUUUUAAGACCAUUCCAUUCUAGGUUGUCGAAAUCAACUUAAGUUGAAGCUUUCUUACACAUGGGUAUUUUUCUUUGAGCUUUCACCAGUGGUUGCAUUAUAGGGAACAUCCUGUUGCAUUUAUGCAAAACUGAAAUACUUGCAUUGGGUCAAAUUUGUUGUCCAUGGUUGGGAAAUGAUCAUUUUUCUUCAAAGAGAAUUUCUUUUC
Messenger RNA from Cynara cardunculus var. scolymus (artichoke), 1955 nucleotides. Its product is annotated as probable transcription factor PosF21. The transcript has 5 exons. NCBI's taxonomy places the organism in Eukaryota, Viridiplantae, Streptophyta, Magnoliopsida, Asterales, Asteraceae. The record is from RefSeq and is a predicted model, not a curated record. The coding region runs from base 347 to 1660 and encodes 437 amino acids. Gene Ontology annotation, cellular component: nucleus. Gene Ontology annotation, molecular function: DNA-binding transcription factor activity. Gene Ontology annotation, biological process: regulation of DNA-templated transcription.